AUGGACGGUCCGUCCUCUUCGUCAGCUGGCGCGACGUCGGCGCGUUCUGAAGAAGUCCGACAGAAAUAUGUGUUGCCGUCGGAUGAGGAGGGCGAUGACGUGGAUUUUGGAGGUGGAGGGGGCGUGGCCAAUGGAGAGAAGAAGAAUCAAAUGGUUCUGAGUGUGGAUCCGGAUUUUGACGACGACGACGAAUGCUUCGCCGAUGACGACGGAGGACCGGCGCCGGCUCCGCUGAGCCGAGAGAUUGUCGACGGUGCCAUCACUCGGAGGUCAAAAGAUCGACAGAUCUCACCGGGAGUGAAAAUGUCAAUCGGAAAUUACGACGAUUUGGAAGAGGAGGCCGAGGAGACACACGAAGAGCAGAAACAUCGAUUCUUGGAGUCGAUGAGAAGGAUUCGGCAAAAACAAGAAGAUGACUUCGACCUCCCCCAUCCACCACCGGAAACCGAUGCAAUGCGGCAAUUCAUUCAUAAACAAGUAAACAAAGCAAUGAUGUUCAAUCAGGCAAAUCACAUUGACUAUGAGCCACUUGCGAAACGAAAGACGCCGAAAGUUGUGAAUGGAUACUUGUGGGGAGCACUUAUAGGCAAUGGAUCAUAUGGAAAAGUGAAGGAGGUCAUAGAUGUGUACACUCUGACACGACGUGCUGCAAAAAUUAUGAAGUACGACAAAUUGCGUAAAAUCAACAACGGAUGGGAGAAUAUUCGAAGUGAAAUGUCGAUUCUCCGCCGCCUGAAUCAUCGGAACGUCGUCAAACUCAUCGAGAUUUUCAAUUUGCCAUCGAAAGGAAAAGUCUAUAUGAUAUUCGAGUACUGUAUUGGCUCAGUCCAACAGAUUAUCGAUUUGGAGCCGGCGAAACGUCUGACAAUCGGAGAAUCUCAUGCGAUAUUCAUAGAAAUGUGUCAUGGAUUGAGUUAUUUACACUCGAAACGAAUCUCUCAUAAAGACAUCAAGCCAGGGAAUCUUCUCAUUUCUAUCGAUAUGGUUGUCAAGAUUUGUGAUUUUGGUGUCGCCGAGCAGAUCGGAUUCUUUCAGGAAUCGGGAAAAUGUUACAAAGUGAACGGAACACCGAAAUUUCAGCCGCCCGAAUGCGUCUGGGGAAAUCAUGAAUUCUUUGAUGGCUACAAAGCGGAUAUGUGGAGUGCCGGUGUGACAUUGUACAAUUUGGUUUCGGGAAAAUAUCCAUUCGAGCAACAGAUACUGCUGAAAUUGUAUGAAUGCAUUGGCAAUGAACCGUUGGUAAUGCCGACGAAUGUUCAGUUGUCCAAUGAGUUGAAAGAUCUAAUCACUCAACUCUUGGACAAAGACUUCACUACCCGUCUCGAUAUCACUAACACCAUGCGACACCCUUGGUUUGUCUCCUCAUUUCCAGAAGAUCAAGGACUCGGUCGAAUGAUGGAACGAAUGAGGACUGGGGACCGUCCGUUGACAAUGUUACCAAGCUUAACGGCGAUGUUCGAUGGAAAUGAUGAGGAAUUGGUGUUGGAUGAUGAUGGCAACGAGAUUCUUCUCCCACCACCGAAUUUGACGCAUGGAGGCGAACUCGACAAACAAUCAUUCCUCGGUUUCCACUACCUCGAAGCCCGUCCCGGAGACGGUCCCCCACCUCCAGAUGGCUCCAACGACGACAUUGUCGGAGAACCCACUCGACGUCCAUCGUCCCGUUCCGCACCGACUUCUGCUCCACGAGCCGCCCGGGAUUCUCCUGCUCCUCCUCCAGAAGUUGCUCCAGAAGGCGCUGACGUCGCGCCAGCAGUGGCUCCAGCGGCUCCAGAAGUCGCACGACGACGACGACCGAAGCGAAACUUCUUCUCGUGCAUUUUCCGCUCACGAACUGAUAGUAAUUAA
Molecule: messenger RNA, 1848 nt
Organism: Caenorhabditis remanei
Lineage: Eukaryota; Metazoa; Nematoda; Chromadorea; Rhabditida; Rhabditidae
Exons: 10
Coding region: 1-1848 (615 amino acids)
Biological process (GO): protein phosphorylation; intracellular signal transduction
Cellular component (GO): cytoplasm
Molecular function (GO): protein serine/threonine kinase activity; ATP binding
Source: RefSeq, a predicted model, not a curated record